Messenger RNA from Arvicanthis niloticus (Nile rat), 6265 nucleotides. The record is from RefSeq and is a predicted model, not a curated record. NCBI's taxonomy places the organism in Eukaryota, Metazoa, Chordata, Mammalia, Rodentia, Muridae.
UAGUUUCUUUUCCUGUUGCUAUGAUAAAAUGCCCCAACAAAGGCAGUCUAAAGAAGAGUGGUUUAUUUUGGCUUAAAAUUCAAGAUGUAGUCUGUCAUGGGUUUGGGGGGGGGGGGGGAAGCAGCCUGAAACAGCUGGUGACAUUGCCUCCACAGCGUGAAACAGAACGACGCAUGUGCACUGGUGCUCUGCUGACAUCCCUCUUCUUAUGGGCCUCACUCUCCCACAUCAGUUAACCUGAUAAAGACAAUCCGAACCUAGAAACUCUCUCUGCAGCAUCUGGAGGCUUGUCUCCUCGUGUGCUUUUAGAUGCAUGGGAAGAGAAAUCACAGCUAAGCAGGAACAGCAAACCACCCGGUGAUUUUUGCACUUGAACGGCUACAUUUUAAUCUGAAGUAGAAUGUCCGUUUAAUCAGCACACCUGGCAGGAUCAAGUUUCCAACUCAAAUAUGCAUUCUGGCGACUUUCAACUUGCAGUUUUGCCUUUGUGGGAGACUCAGCCCAUGCUAGGAGCUACUUCCGAGUUGCAUACAUCCCCAGCUGUUUUUAUACCAUUUCUUACAUGAUUAAAAUUCCGAAAAAUCACAUCUGUAUGUGGAAAAUCUAUACAAUCCUAACCUGACGCAAUGCCUUUUGCAUCUAACUUGCCGCCUUUCUACAUAACUGCCCUCAUAAGACUCAGUUAUAAGUCCCUUAUAAAACGUAUUCGCAGCUCUAGGCCACCAGUGGCUUAAAUACAAGUGGCUCUAGGCUGGAUGUGAGAAGUUCGACUUAAACCAGGAGGUUCCAGAUCAGGACUUGGAAGGUGAGGAGUCAUGAGUUCAAAGUCACGUUGGGCUGCACUGUUUCUUAGAGCCAAACGGACAAAUUAAAAAACCUGAGCAGACACCACAAGUGACUAUUAGCGACGUUAAAGUGUCACAUCUUCCCCUUGCCUUUGGUGCAUGCCUGGACCACCAGGCCCCCCUGAGAGACAUACGCAGGGCACCGAGGAACCGCAAAGUAGGGAGCCAUGUUUGAAAACCCUAGAAGAGGUCUGUCUACACGAAGCAGGUAACGGCGCUAUUGGACGCCCCUCAAAAGCUGUGCAGUUUGGCCUUCACAGCUUAGCCUUCCGGGUCUAAUCUACCGACACCAUAAGGCUCGGCGGCCAGCGUGCAGGUGUAGAGGGAACGGGCGCGCCGCAGUGCAUGCCGGGAGUCGUUGUGGAGCCACGCGGAGGGGCGCGCUCUCAGCCCCGCCCCCACACAGCUGUUUUCCGCGUUUCUCAGGAGCGUCCCUCACCCCCGGACGUGCGGCACAGACCUUCCCAGCUUGCAUCUCGCUCGUCGGCCAGCCAAGAAAGUCAGUUCUCGGGACUGGAAGAUGACUGAGGCCUAGCGGGGCCCAGAGAGCGAAGGUUGGACUAGAUGGCCUUCCUUCCUUCGGGCUGGCCCCGCCCCCGCCUCCUGAGCUGCUGGGAGUUGUAGUUCAUGAGCCGUCCCGAGUCUCUCUGUCUUUAAGGUCCCUCCGCCUCCCGCGAUGUUCUACGCCUCAGGCCGCCUCUUAGCGGCCCGGGCGGCCACCACGCUUUCCGCCCCGCCCAGAGCCCGGGGCCCGGCGCUCCGCGGCAAACGGAGGGAACUACAAAUCCCAUGGCACCUCGAGACGCCCUCUUAUGACUCCUUGACGGGGCAGCGGACAAGACCCGGCGUGCCUCCGGCCCGGAGGGUGAUCUUUAGGAAGGGGAGGAUGCCGCCGGCCGUAGGCGGUGGCCUAGCGGGCUCCGAGCUGCGUCCCCGUAGAGGUCGCAGUGUGCAGCAGGCUGCCAGAGCCGUGAGCCGAGACGUGGUACCCGAGGCUGCAGCACGGAGACUUAAACGGCCUGCUUGGAGCUCGCGGCGCUUCCAGGCGGCAGGCUGGUGGGCCACGUUGGCCGUGGUGACGCUGCUGUCCUUUGCCACCCGUUUUCACCGGCUAGACCAGCCGGCGCACAUCUGUUGGGAUGAGACUCACUUUGGAAAAAUGGGAAGUUACUAUAUUAACCGCACCUUUUUCUUUGAUGUUCAUCCACCACUGGGAAAGAUGCUGAUCGGUCUUGCUGGCUACCUAAGUGGAUAUGAUGGUACCUUUCUGUUUCAGAAGCCUGGGGACAGAUACGAGCACCACAGCUACAUGGGAAUGAGAGGAUUCUGUGCUUUCCUGGGUUCCUGGCUGAUCCCCUUUGCCUACCUCACUGUACUGGAUCUAUCCAAGUCCUUCCCAGCAGCACUGCUCACCGCCGCCCUUCUCACCUUUGACACAGGAUGCCUCACUCUGUCCCAGUACAUCCUCCUUGACCCCAUCCUGAUGUUCUUCAUCAUGGCUGCCAUGCUGAGCAUGGUCAAGUACAACUCCUUCGCCAGCAGGCCUUUCUCUGCCCCCUGGUGGUUCUGGCUCAGCCUGACUGGCAUUAGUCUCGCUGGUGCUUUAGGAGUCAAGUUUGUUGGGCUCUUUAUCAUCGUGCAAGUGGGGUUGAACACCAUUUCAGACCUCUGGCAGCUGUUUGGAGACCUCAGUCUUUCACUGGUGACUGUGGGGAAGCACCUGACUGCUCGCAUCCUGUGCCUCAUAGUGCUGCCUUUGGUGCUCUAUGUGACCACUUUUGCUGUUCAUGUCAUGGUGCUGAAUAAAAGUGGUCCUGGUGAUGGCUUCUUCAGCUCUGCCUUUCAAGCCCGGCUUUCAGGGAACAGUCUUCACAACGCUUCUAUCCCUGAACACCUGGCAUAUGGCUCUGUAAUCACUGUGAAGAAUCUCCGGAUGGCCAUUGGCUACCUGCAUUCUCAUAGGCACCUCUACCCUGAGGGCAUUGGUGCUCGCCAGCAGCAGGUUACCACUUAUUUGCAUAAGGACUACAACAACCUGUGGAUUAUCAAGAAAUAUAAUACCAACACAGAUCCCCUAGACCCUUCAUUCCCAGUGGAGUUCGUCAGACAUGGAGACAUCAUACGACUAGAACACAAAGAAACUACUCGGAACCUGCACAGUCACUAUCAUGAGGCUCCCCUGACCCGGAAGCACUAUCAGGUCACUGGCUAUGGCAUAAAUGGGACAGGGGACUCAAAUGACUUUUGGCGGAUUGAAGUUGUAAAUAGAAAAUUUGGGAACCGGAUCAAGGUACUGAGAAGUCGAAUUCGCCUCAUCCAUUUGGUCACAGGUUGUGUCCUGGGAUCUUCAGGAAAGAUUCUACCUAAGUGGGGCUGGGAGCAGUUGGAAGUUACUUGUACUCCGUACCUAAAAGAAACCAGUAACUCCAUUUGGAACAUAGAAGAACAUAUCAAUCCCAAACUGCCAAACAUCAGCCUGGACGUGCUGCAGCCCAGUUUUCCUGAGAUCUUGCUGGAGUCUCAUAUGGUCAUGAUCCGGGGAAACAAUGCCCUCAAACCCAAGGACAAUGAGUUCACAUCCAAACCCUGGCACUGGCCUAUUAAUUAUCAGGGCCUGCGCUUCUCAGGAGCCAAUGACACGGACUUCCGAGUCUAUCUGCUCGGCAACCCUGUGGUCUGGUGGCUGAAUCUGGUGAGCAUGGUCCUCUACAUCCUCUUGGGGAGCACCAUUGCCAUCACUCUGCAGAGAGGCAUCCAGCUGCCCGCAGAGUUGCAAGGGCUGACCAAGGUGCUGCUGCGAGGAGGUGGCCAGCUGCUCCUGGGAUGGAUGCUCCAUUACUUCCCUUUCUUCCUGAUGGGCCGGAUCCUCUACUUCCACCACUACUUCCCAGCCAUGCUCUUUUCUAGCAUGUUGACAGGUAUCCUAUGGGAUACUCUCCUGCGGCUCUGUGCCUGGGGCUUGGCCCCUUCUCCCCUGGGUAGGAGAAUACAUGCAGUGGGAAUCCUGUGCCUGCUUCUGGCAACUGCCUACAGCUUCUACCUCUUCCACCCUCUGGCUUAUGGGAUGGUUGGUCCCCUAGCCCAGGAACCUGAGAGUCCAAUGGCAGGACUGAGGUGGCUGGAAUCAUGGGACUUUUGAGGCCGCUGCCAGGACCCCAGCCUAGAUGUGAACAUUGUCCAGGGACACCGAGCUAUGAAGCCAGAUCCUGGGCCCUUCCAGCUUCAAGGGAGCUGCCUGAGGAGCCCAAAGCAUUCUGCUGCCCCCAGGACCAAACUCUGGGAAACAGACCUGGAUUAUACUAAACACUACAAAGAGCCACAGCCCUGUCUACAGCACCUACACGGGGCACUUGACCUACUGCACUGCUCGGUGCCAGUUCCCAUGAGACACAAGGAAAGCAGGUUUGAGUGUCGGAGCGUGCAUAUGCCCAGUCCCUUUGGAGUGUAGACCAUGUAACUGUGGCAGCCAAGUGUCAUAAACUCCAAGAAAUGGUCCAAGGUUAACAGGAUAUUCUCUGGUAUCUUUUCACAUUGGAUUUGGUUUUAUUUAGGUUUGUAAGAUCCUUGAGACAUUUUCUAAUAUUCUAGAGGGUUGAGAGUACCGCCCCACCCCUCAUGGUGUUUUAGAGGCUCAUCAGGUGGGACCGUUAAACCUCUGCUGCCCUUCUUCUCACAUGCUUCCAGUGAGGCUAGCAAAUCACCCAGAACUUCGGGGCUGGCCUUCUGCUAUUGCCCACAGUGUCUUCUCUGGAUACAGUGCUGCCUGGAGUGUGUACAGUGCACUGGGUUCCCCAGUACAAGCUGGCAGAGGACUUGUCAGCCUAUGGUUGGCCUUCCUUAGGCUUUUGGUUCCCUGUUCUGUGAACUGGGUGAGUGGAACCCACACCUUGGCUGCUACGUAUCCAGUGUCUGUUUCUCACUGUCCGUUACCUUUUCUCUAUAUUUGCCCGACUCUGAGGACCAAGCCCUGCUGGCUUACAGAGCAACUGAGUCUGAGCAAAGCCCUGUGGGCUAAGCAUCUACUGGGAUGCUGAGGUAAGGCUGCUCAGCCUGACUGUCGUUUCUUACUUGGCAUUCCUGUCUUCACCCUUCUAGCCCUCCCUGAUGAUACCCUCUUCUACUUUCUGGUCAUUUCUCUAACUUUCUGGCACUGCCUUAUCAUGUCUUUUCCCCAGAGACCCAGAGCACCUGAAAGUGCAGGACAGCUUCUACUGUCUACCGUGUGAGCUCAGAGCUCUUCCUUCUAUCCCCUUGCCCAAAGGGAAGGAACUGCAUCAACCCAAGCCCAGUCCUUUAGUCUGCCUCCUUCCUUUCAGUUCAGAACAAAAUAUUUAUUUGAUUCCAGAAGAUUUUGAUAUUUCAAGGCUUAAUGAUGAAUUUGCCACAGUUCACCUUCCCUCUAAUAUAGCUCUCAAUGACUCUGACAGGGUCAGAGUUCUUUAAAGCAUCUUCAAGAGGUGGUUGCCACGGAGACUAGAAAUUGGUCUCAGGGACAGGCUGUGCUACCUACAGAGUGGUGGAGAGGGAAGCUUCUGGGCUAUGCUUGGACAUUCAGCUGGAGCUUCAUUAAUGUUAAUAGAGGAAAUGUAGCCCUGUCAAGAGCAGGGCAGAGUAGCUAAUUAGAUCUGAGACCCACUGACCGUCCUCGCCCAUGGCUACGCCCUUUUGACUCCCCUCCUGUCCCCACCCCCCAGCAGGAAGUGCAGCUUGUGCAUUAAAGUCUAAGCUGCCUGCUUAAUUGUAUUUCUGGCAGGGACUGGGGAGCUCUACUCCCAUUGCCCUCCUCAACCCUUGCCUGCAGGCCCAUGCAGGGCUGGUUUCUUCUGAGCCCAGUGGGGUACCAUGUAGGUAGAUUCUCCUGCAGAGGGGAUACAGGAAUCUGUGCUUGGCUUUAACAAGGUAGCCAGCCCAUGGAACAUCUAACAGGUGGCUACUUUUCUCUGUGCCUUAUUUCUGGAGGCACUGUUAGAGGAGAGUAACCAGGGAGCAGCCCUUAGAGCCAGAGUAGGUAGGAGAGUUCAGUGGAUCCUACAUGCCUCUCCCUUUAAUGCCACACUGAGGACAGAAGGGUCUCUUCUUAUUUCCAAGUAUGGGAAAAAAGGGUGCCCCCCCCCCAACACCUUCUUCUCUCAUACCCAAACUGGCAGAUACUUCUGUGGGAAAAUUUGGAAGAUGGAGGGGCAGUGGGCUUUAGGGUGCUGCUUUGUGUGUGGGUUGCAGCCCUUGGGAACUGACAGAUGUGGUCCAUCUCAGCCGGCUGGUGAGCAGGAAGAUGCACCAGGCAGCCUAAUGCAGCCAGGGUCUUGACCCACCACACUUUGUCUUUUAAAAAGAAAAAAAAAAGAAAAAAGAAAAGAAAAGUUUCCAGAGAUAAUCAGAGACCAUUACUUUUGUAAUAAAUAGCUCUUGUUUUCAACACU